UCCCGGAUAUUGCCUGCUAGGUAUCAUAAAGCUGUCACUGCAGAGUUAAAGAUUAAAAUCAAAUGUCAGUAAUGUAAUGAGAUGAAUAAUUACCUCUCCUUACAGUAAAAACGCCUCCUACUUUUGUUACCGGAACAGGGAGUUUGCAGCUCACCUUCCUGCGAGGCAAAAUUCAGGGAUUUCUUUAGCUUCAUUGAACGCGGGACUUUCGCAGUGCAGAGUGCCUCGUGAGCAAAGACGCCGCUUAUUUUCGCCAUGGAAGAAAGUCAGCAGCCUCAUCUUAAUAGCAGUUUCCCUGCUAAGAAAAGAGAAGAUUACCUGGAAUGGCCAGAAUACUUCAUGGCUGUUGCCUUUCUUUCUGCACAAAGAAGCAAAGACCCAAACUCCCAGGUGGGUGCAUGCAUCGUAAACCAGGAGAACAAGAUAGUCGGCAUUGGUUACAAUGGAAUGCCCAACGGCUGUGAUGACGACCUGCUGCCCUGGUCCCGCUCUGCUGAUGACCGCCUGGACACUAAAUACCCCUAUGUGUGUCACGCAGAGCUGAACGCCAUCAUGAACAAGAACAGCGCAGAUGUGAAAGGAUGCAGCAUGUAUGUGGCUUUGUUCCCAUGCAACGAGUGCGCCAAGCUGAUCAUCCAGGCAGGUCUCAAGGAAGUGAUCUACCUUUCGGAUAAAUACCACGACACACCUGAGAUGACGGCGUCCAGAAGACUUCUCAACAUGGCGGGAAUACAAUACAGGCAGUUCGAGCCCAAGAGGACUCAGGUUGUCAUUGACUUUAAUUCCAUUAACCAGGCUGGAAUGCUGAAUGGUGCCACCAACUGAAAAGAUGCCUCAAGGAUUUGCUGAAUGGAUGGGGGCGGCUUAAAUUGAGUUUUCUUAGACUUCCGCUGCUUUCCCAAAGGAAAACGGUAGAAUACUUCAAACAUAUAUUAUUAUUAUCACAACACCUUUUUUUCUACAUUUUUUUUGGUUGUUGGAGCAAAUGAGCUAGAGUCUAUUAAACCAGCCUCUCUGUAUGUUUGAUAUAUUUUUCCAUCUGUAAUAGUGAUAAACCGAAAAAUCACAGCAUAUAGACGUUAAUAAAUGUAAUCUAUUGUUUAAAUCAAUCGGAUUCAUCAGUAAGUCGAAGAAGCUAAGGUUGUGAGAUAUUAGGAAUGUGAUUGCAUCUCCUGGUUGUUUGAUCAGCUGUGAAUUCUCUGUGAUGUUUGAGGACUUUAUUUUUUUAUUAUGAAAGUCUUGUUAUAUUUUUUUAAGGCUUUCUGUCUGGUGUGAAGGAUGCUGGAUGCUUUUUAGUUUUUAAAGGAAAGGUGGACUGCAGGAUAGUAACACUGUAAUCAGAAAAACUGAAAUACAGUUGGGUUAUUAUUUGUAUUUUGGUUCAUUGAGCUGCUUGGAACUUUGAUUAUCAAUUUUUUUCACAGUCUUAAAGGUUAUCAGUUCUUAGUAGUUUUUAUUACAUGUGAUUAAGAUUUAAAGUCACUUUGUUUCAUUUCUGUCAGCAGAGUUCCAAUACUCAUGUUUUUGUCUUUAAGGUCAAUACAAUUCUUGCAGGUCAA
Molecule: messenger RNA, 1559 nt
Organism: Oryzias melastigma (Indian medaka)
Lineage: Eukaryota; Metazoa; Chordata; Actinopteri; Beloniformes; Adrianichthyidae
Gene: dctd
Product: dCMP deaminase
Exons: 6
Coding region: 256-825 (189 amino acids)
Biological process (GO): dTMP biosynthetic process; dUMP biosynthetic process
Cellular component (GO): cytoplasm
Molecular function (GO): zinc ion binding; dCMP deaminase activity
Source: RefSeq, a predicted model, not a curated record